Colletotrichum spaethianum is the source of this 678-nucleotide messenger RNA. Its product is annotated as esterase fus5. Bases 1 to 678 code for a protein of 225 amino acids. The transcript has a single exon. The record is from RefSeq and is a predicted model, not a curated record. Gene Ontology annotation, biological process: secondary metabolite biosynthetic process. Gene Ontology annotation, cellular component: cytoplasm; nucleus. Lineage: Eukaryota; Fungi; Ascomycota; Sordariomycetes; Glomerellales; Glomerellaceae.
AUGUACCAGCCAUACGCCGUGAACGUGCCGCCACCAGAGCGGCCCAAGAUCCUCUGCCUCCACGGCGGAGGCUCAUCCGGCACCAUCUUCCAGAUCCAGCUCAUCAGGCUCUCGCGAGUUCUCGAGCCGCGGUUCGAGUUCGUCUUCCUCGACGGGCCCAUCGAGACGGAGCCCGGGCCGGGCGUGCUCCCCGUGUUCGAAGGGUGCGGGCCGUACCGGCGGUGGGUCAGCGACGAUCCGUCGUUGCCGGCGGAGGAGUUGCAGCGGCAGAAGGAAACGGCAAUGGAGCUGCUCAAGAUGUACGUGCAGCAGACGGGGCCGUACGUCGGGGUCAUGGGGUUCUCACAAGGGGCGCGGGCGGCAGCGAGCCUGCUGCUUGAGCAGCAGCGGCAGCCGUUCGUGCCGUACAACCUCUUUGGUGUUUUCCUGUGCGGCACGUACCCACCGUUCGUGCCGGACAACGACAAGAUCCUGGCACCGACGGCGCACGUGGUGGGGCUGUUUGAUCCGUGGAAGCCGGCGAGCGAGGAGCUGAUUGAGCUGUGUUCGGAGCGGAGCACACGCAAUGUCGUGAGGUACCCGGGGGGCCAUCAUCUGCCGAACGCGCCGGAUACGAUUCAGAACAUUGCGGCCAUGGUGAUUGAUCUGUGGAAGGAGACGACGGGCGCGAGGACCUGA